GGUCCCCUAAUUUUUCUCUUCCCUCUGCAGAACUUUGACAUGUUCAUCAGUCACUACAGCAGCGUGAGCACUCCGCCCUGCGUGCACGUCUAUAAGCUCAGCGGCUCCGACGACGACCCGCUCCACAAGCAGCCCAAGUUUUGGGCUAGCAUGAUGGAGGCAGCCAGUUGCCCCCCGGAUUACGUCCCGCCUGAGAUCUUCCACUUCCACACUCAGUCAGAUGUUGAGCUCUAUGGGAUGGUCUACAAACCUCACGAUGUCCAAGCUGGGAAGAAGCAUCCCACAGUGCUGUUUGUAUAUGGAGGCCCUCAGGUGCAGCUAGUGAAUAACUCCUUCAAAGGCAUCAAGUACUUGCGGCUAAACACGUUAGCAUCCUUAGGCUAUGCAGUGGUGGUGAUUGAUGGAAGGGGUUCCUGCCAGCGAGGACUCAAAUUUGAAGGAGCCCUGAAAAACCAGAUG
This is a messenger RNA of Tinamus guttatus (white-throated tinamou), 459 nucleotides long. NCBI's taxonomy places the organism in Eukaryota, Metazoa, Chordata, Aves, Tinamiformes, Tinamidae. The record is from RefSeq and is a predicted model, not a curated record.